Molecule: messenger RNA, 3832 nt
Organism: Echinops telfairi (small Madagascar hedgehog)
Lineage: Eukaryota; Metazoa; Chordata; Mammalia; Afrosoricida; Tenrecidae
Gene: ZC3H7A
Product: zinc finger CCCH-type containing 7A
Exons: 22
Coding region: 200-3115 (971 amino acids)
Biological process (GO): miRNA processing
Molecular function (GO): miRNA binding; protein binding; metal ion binding
Source: RefSeq, a predicted model, not a curated record
GAAGUUUAUUCCAAUACUGCUUUUGGCAUUUUGGGGACGUAGGGCCGAGUUUGGAGAUGGACACUUCCUGCACUGGUUGUGUGACAGGGUCUGAAAUCAGAGCCCUGUUAGUUGGGGUCCAGGAACCCAGGUGCCAUGUUAAUUCUGUGCCUGAUCUCUUCCCAGAUUACUGAUUGCGAAGGUGGAUGUGCCGGAUAACAUGUCCAGUGUGUCUGAGGAGAGAAGGCAAAGGCAGCAAAACAUUAAGGAAGGACUGCAGUUUAUACAGUCUCCGCUGUCUUACCCAGGAACACAGGAGCAGUAUGCGGUGUACUUGCAUGCCCUUGUGAGGAAUCUUUUCAAUGAGGGCAAUGACGUCUACCGGGAGCGGGACUGGAGCGGCUCAGUCAGCCAGUACACAGAAGCCCUGAGCAUAGCGGACUACGCCCAGUCGGAGGACAUCGCCAUCCCCAGGGAGAUCCUCGAAAAGCUCUACACAAACCGCGUCGCCUGCUACUCUGCUAUGGGUUUCCACAGCAACGUGUUAGAGGACUGCGAGGCCGUCCUCCGUCUGAAUGGCAGUAACUGCAAAGCUCUCUAUCGCAAGUCCAAGGCGCUGAGCCAUCUGGGAAGAUUCAGAGAAGCUUAUGACGCAGUGGCCAAGUGCUCCUUAGCCGUGCCUCAGGAUGAACAUGUAAUCAAACUAACUCAAGAACUAGCUCAAAAAUUGGGAUUUAAAAUAAGGAAGGCAUACGUCAGAGCCGAGCUCUCCUUAGAGUCAGUGCCUGGACAUGGGGCUUCCAAGGCUUUGAACUGUUCUGUGGAAGAUAUUGAGCCAGACUUACUGGCUCCGAGGCAAGAAACUGUGCCAGCUGUUCCUUUACCCGCACCCAGUGUUCCUCAUGAAGUUGGGAGUGACCUGACCUCCAGCCCCAUCAUGCCUCUGGCUUCUCUUUUGCCAUUGCAAGUGGAAGAGAGCUCUCUGCCAUCCGCAGUGCUGGCCAAUGGAGGGAAGGUCCCUUUUUCUAUGCCUGAGGCUUUUUUGGAUGAUGGUGACAUGGUCCUUGGUGACGAAAUAGAUGACCUCCUUGACUCGGCACCAGAGACAAAUGAGAGUGUUAUGCCAUCGGCACUCGUCAGAGGACCCCUCCCGAUGGCCAGCGCUGUGUCUCCAAGCAUCUUUUCAGCAUCUCUGUUGGGAACCUUGCACAUGGGUGCAAGGUUUGCACCUCCAUCCUCCUUCUCCGAAUUGUAUGCCCCUCUGACGUCAUCCUUAGAAGAUUUCUGUUCUUCUUUGAAUUCAUUUUCAAUGAGCGAGUCCAAACGAGAUCUGCCCACCUCAACUUCUAGAGAGGGAACACCGCUUAACAACAGUAAUUCUUCCCUUUUACUUAUGAAUGGACCAGGUAGUUUGUUUGCUCCUGAGAGUUUCCUGGGAAUUUCAAGUCAGUCUAGAAAUGACUUUGGAAACUUUUUUGGAUGUGCAGUUACUAAGCCGUCUGCAUCAGUGAUACCAAGACAUCCCCUUGAAGGAACCCAUGAAUUGAGACAAGCUUGCCAGAUCUGUUUUACAAAAACAGGCCCUAAGUUAAUGGAUUUCACUUACAAUGGUAAUAUAGAUCAUAAAUGUAAGAAAGAUAUUUUAAUUGGUAGGAUAAAGAACGCUGAAGAUAAAUCUUGGAAAAAAAUACGUUCACGACCAACAAAAACAAAUUAUGAGGGACCAUAUUAUAUAUGUAAAGAUGUUGCCGCUGAGGAAGAAUGUAGAUAUUCAGGCCACUGCACGUUUGCUUAUUGUCAAGAAGAGAUUGAUGUCUGGACGCUGGAGCGCAAAGGGGCCUUCAGCCGAGAAGCGUUCUUUGGUGGCAGUGGGACGAUGAGCCUGACAGUGUUCAGGCUUCUGCAAGAGCACCGUGGAGAAUUCAUCUUCCUUUGUGAGAAAUGUUUUGAUCAUAAGCCUAGAAUGAUAAGUAAAAGAAAUAAAGAUAAUUCUACUUCCUGUUCUCAUCCAGUUACAAAGCAUGAAUUUGAAGACAAUAAGUGCCUUGUCCACAUUUUGCGAGAGACCACAGUAAAAUACUGCAAAAUCCGUGCUUUUCAUGGUCAAUGUCAGCUUGAUUUGUGUCGACACGAAGUCCGUUACGGCUGCUUAAGGGAAGAUGAGUGCUUUUACGCACACAGCCUUGUGGAGCUGAAGGUCUGGACGAUGCAGAAUGAAACCGGUAUCCAACACGAGGCUAUUGCUCAAGAAUCAAAACGAUAUUGGCAAAACUUGGAAGCCACCGUGCCAGGGGCUCAGGUGUUUGGCCAUGAAAUAAUGCCUGGACCUCUUCAGAUGAAGAUAAAGUUUGUAUGUGGCCAUUGUCUGCGGAACGGCCAAGUCAUCGAGCCGGACAAAAACAGGAAAUACUGUAGUGCAAAAGCAAGACACUCGUGGACCAAAGACCGGCGUGCCAUGAGAGUGAUGUCUUUUGAACGUAAGAAGUGGAUGAACAUCCGUCCUCUCCCCACAAAGAAGCAAAUGCCGUUGCAGUUUGAUCUGUGUAAUCACGUGGCCUCUGGGAAAAAAUGUCAGUAUAUUGGGAACUGUUCCUUUGCCCACAGCCCCGAGGAACGAGAAGUGUGGACUUACAUGAAAGAGAAUGGAAUACAAGACAUGGAGCAGUUUUAUGAACUUUGGCUCAAGAGUCAAAAAAUGGGAAAAAGUGAUGACGCUGCCAGCCAGCCCAACAAGGAGAAUGGAAAACAAAUUCACAUGCCAACAGAUUAUGCAGAUGUGACUGUGGACUUCCACUGCUGGAUGUGCAGGAAGAACUGUAACAGCGAGAAGCAGUGGCAGGGCCACAUCUCCUCCGAAAAGCACAAGGAGAAGGUUUUCCACACAGAAGACGACCAGUACUGCUGGCAGCACCGCUUCCCCACCGGCUGUUUCAGCAUCUGCGAUAGGUAUAUGAGCGGGGCAUGUGUAGAAGGCGCCAGCUGUAAGUUUGCACACGGCAACGCGGAGCUCCAGGAAUGGGAGGAAAGGAGAGAUGCCCUAAAGAUGAAGCUCAACAAAGCAAGAAAAGAUCACUUAAUUGCCCCAAAUGAUAAUGACUUUGGAAAAUAUAGUUUUUUGUUUAAUGAUUUAAAUUAAAAGAGGCUGGCUUUUACAUAUGUCACCGAAUCAGAGCAUUGACCAGAAACAUUGAAGCGCCCCGAGGCCCGGAGCCACGGAGCCGCAGGCUUUCUGCUUGCAUCGGCGUCCCUCGUCCCUCCUGCGCAACGACGGAAGACAGGCUGCUUACCAGGCCUGGCCCACGCCCUCGUGCAACCACGGCCUCCAGUGGCAAAGGGCCUGCGGCCUGGUGGCCUUCUGUUGGACAGACUUUGGAUGAAGUAUGCUGAGGAAGAGGCUGAGGUUAUGUGGAGAACGACUCCCGUAGUUGGUCCUUCACAUCAGAACCAUGGUAAGCGAGCAAACGUUUUGUCCUGGGAUCAGAAUAAUGCAGACACACAGGUGAAAUUCUGUACACGUUUUAGCGAAACGAAUCUGUUUCAUAUUCUAGUUUGCUACUUAUCUGUACGUAGGUUGCUAAAAAGGAUUUUUCUUAACGCAGAUUUUAAGCCAAAUCACCAUUUAACACUAGUAUAUGCUAAAUGGGGUAUUUUUCUGUGUUUGUAUGUUUCACCAGAAUAAGGGAACUGAGGAUACUGCACAUUGAAAAUAAUUUUGGAGCGAGAGGAAGAAAAAUCAGUUGACUCAAUUCUUUUUCCUUGGUCUUUUGCUGUUUAAAUAAUAAUUGUGAAAGAUUAAACUUGGUAUUGUGUAGUGUAUGGACCAAUAUUGCCUGUAAUAAAGAUUUUAUCUGUA